AUGAAACUGCUGGCUGCAUUCGGCCUUUUGGCCAUCGCCCUCGCUGCGUCCUCCCGUCAAUGGGAAGAACGAUCGUUCAACAAGGGAAACACCUACGAGUUCGAGUGGAAGGGACAGAUCGUCUCGGGCGUGCCCGUGAAAGGAUCCUCGUCUCAUUCCCUUCAACAAAUCCACUCAAAAGUCUUCAUCACUGUCAACGAGAAACACUCGAUUCUCCGUCUCGACAAUGUCAAGCUUACCAAUGGCCACAAGCAGCUCACCGAGCCACGCAUCAUCUCUGAGGUGUCGCUCGAGGAGUCGCAAUUGACCUCCGAGCAACGCGAGCAGAUCAAGCUUCCAAUCCGCUUCCGUUACCACCAAGGAAUCAUCUCUGAGAUCGUCUUCUCGGAGGAGGAAUCCGCCUGGUCGGAGAACAUCAAGCGCUCCAUUCUCAACAUGCUCCAAGUUCAAAUGAGCCCACGCAAGACCCAAGAGGAGUACAACACGAAGACCGUCUCCAACAACAAGUUCUUCACCGUCACCGAGCGCACCCUCGAGGGUGAGUGCGAGGUCGCCUACACAAUCGUCGAAUCGGAGAAGAACCGCGAGGAGAAAGAGAUCACCAAGUCGCUCAACUUCGAGAAAUGCCCCAAGCGUAUUGAUAUCCGCUAUGGACCCCGUUACUCCGCUGAGUGCUCCAUGUGUGAGGCCACCGAUGCUCGCCCUGAAUCUCAAACUGUCAUCAGCUACAAGGUUCGCGGAGAGGAUGAGGAGCGUUUCCUUAUCACCGAGGUCGAGCUCAAGUCCGAGUACGUCUUCUCCCCCUUCUCGAAGGAUCAAGAGAUGCUCGCCACCUACGUCCACCAAAAGAUGCGCCUUGUCAACAUCAAGUCGGCUGAGCGUGUUGAGGAGCCCCGCAACGGAAAGAAGUCUUCCCUUCUCUACAACUACGAGAUGGAAUUGGCCCGUGAGAAGUUCUGGAUGAACGGAGACGAGCAAUCCUACACACUCACCGGAUUCGCCGGAGUCCCCAAGAAGGAGCUCAUGGACAAGUACAUCCGCCUCACCCUUGCCUCGAUGGAGGAGUCCGAGAAAGACGGAGUCACCCUUGAGACAAACCACAACUUUGCCCGCAUCGUCGAGGUCUUCCGCAUGUGCACUGAGCGUGAGGGAGUUCUCUCUGGAUACGUCUACGAGCACGUCCGCAUCGUCCCAACCACCCUUGGACUCCCACUCCAGGUCACCUCCAAGCUCCCAACCGUCGCCCACAUCAAGGCCCACAUCAAGGCUGAGAUCUCCCCGAAGAUGUCUCUCCGUGUCGAGAUGGAGCCCUCGUUCGUCUCCACCCAUGUCACCGAAAUGACCGUCUUCUCCCCCGAGAUGGACAUCGGAUCCCGUGUCUUCCACUCGAUCCAAUCAACUCUUCCAAUCCACGGACAAGUCGAGUACAACGAUGAGAAACAACAACUCAAGGCUGUCCUCCGUCUUCCCAAGGAGGAGAAACGUGUUCUCCUCGUCGAGUCUCGCCCAACCACUUUCGUCCGCUCAUUCAACAACAAGCAAGUGCCAGUUCUUGAGGAGAAGACCAUCCGUAUUCCAUCGUUCGAGAAGACCUCUGUCCACUACGAGAAAUCCUACGGAGAGGAGCACUUCGGUCUCCGCACUGAGGUCAUCGGAUCCGUCCACCGCCACGCCUUCGACAGGAAGAUCAUCUUCGGAGAGAACCACGUCCAGAUUGUCCUUGUCCCCACCGCCGAGUCCGUGAAGGAGAUCGUCCUCGAGGUUGAGCCCAAGUACACCAAGAUGGCCUCAUCCGAGUACGAGUCACCCCGCUACGAUGAGAUCUUCACUGAGAAGGAGUUCGAGAAGGAAAUCGAGUGCGAGUUGAAGCAAGAGAAGAUCGUCUGCAAGGUUGAUGGACGCCGUGUCGAGGACGAGGAGGCUCUCUACGAUAUGGGAAUCAAGCUUAUCGGAGAAUCAUCAUGCGAGAUCACCAUCCCAAAGAUGACCAUCCGUUUCGAUGGAUACAAGGUCGAGAUCAAGGCUGACAAGCGCACUGAGAACACCCAAUGCGGACUUUGCGGACAUUUCGAUGGACGCCGCGACAACGAGUUCCGCCGUGCCGACAACGAGGAGACUGAGGAUAUCGAGGAAUUCCACCGCUCGUGGCUUCGCCGUGACAACGAAUGCGAGGUCGAGGAGUCGAAAUUGAAGGAGAAGAAGAACUACGGAGUUGAGUCUGAUGAGGAGGAACGCUACGAUUCCGAGGAAUCUUUCUGGAAUCCCCGUGAAGAUUUCGAGGAGGAGAACAUGGGAGAGAAGCGAUCACGCAAAAUGCUCAAGAAGAACCUCAAGAAGCACAUCAGCCGCAAGAACAUCCGCAACGAGGAGGAGAACACCUACGAGCCCGAAAACGAGAUCGUGAUGGUUGAGCGUGAGGGAAAGACCUGCUUCUCGAUGGAGGAACAACCCAAAUGCCAGCCAGGAGAUGAGCUCAUUGAGACCGAGAACCGCAAGGUGAAAUUGGCUUGCCUUCCACGCUCGGAUCGCCGCACUCGUCGCAUUGUGAACGGCCUUAAGCGUGGAGAGGAGUCGAUCAUGGAGGAGAUCCGUUCCCUUCCAAUGUCUCUCACCGAUCGCAUCGAGUUGCCCAAACUUUGCCGUGUCUAC
This is a messenger RNA of Mesorhabditis belari, 2649 nucleotides long. The record is from the annotation of a GenBank genome assembly. NCBI's taxonomy places the organism in Eukaryota, Metazoa, Nematoda, Chromadorea, Rhabditida, Rhabditidae.